AGAGCAUUUUGGUUCCGCACUCGUAUUUAGCUCACAUCCAAAUUUCACAAAAUGUCCUCCCCCUACAUCCAUCCACUGGUCCAUGGCCUGCGCUAGUAGCGAACCUCAUCGCUUCAUCUAAUCCCCUUCCUUCAAUGUCCCUUCUCUCCAUUUUGUCGAAUUCUUCAUCGUAUUAAGGGGAACAAACAUAGAGUCUUCGGCUGCCAACAACAUGCGUUCGGAUUCCGGGUCGGGUUUUCCCUCAACGGUGAAAAUAUCUGGCCUCAACUCCACCGGAAAGAGUGGGCCAGCGUUCGUUGGUCAGGUUUUCAGUAUGUGUGACCUUUCCGGGACCGGUCUUAUGGCUGUUUCUACCCACUUUGACAUACCCUUUCUCUCCAAAAGGACACCUGAAUGGCUAAAGAAAAUGUUUGCAGCAGUUACUAAGAGCGAAAGGAAUGGUCCUGUAUUUCGAUUCUUCAUGGAUCUCGGUGAUGCAGUUUCUUAUGUAAAAAAGCUGAAUAUUCCUAGUGGAGUGGUGGGCGCAUGCCGUCUUGAUUUAGCAUAUGAGCAUUUUAAGGAAAAACCACACUUGUUCCAAUUUGUUCCGAAUGAGAAACAGGUCAAGGAAGCCAACAAGCUGCUUAAGGCUAUGCCACAGUCUGAUGGAAGGAAAAAGGUGGACGGUGUUCCUGUUUUCAGUGCUCAAAACUUAGAUAUUGCUAUAGCAACUACAGAUGGUAUAAAAUGGUAUACUCCUUACUUCUUUGACAAAAACAUGUUAGAUAACAUUCUUGAAGAAUCUGUUGACCAACAUUUCCAUUCGCUGAUUCAAACACGACACGUCCAACGCCGAAGGGAUGUUUUUGAUGAUAAUUUGGCUUCCGAAGUAAUUGAAGAGAUGGGAGAUAGUAUGUGGGAGCCUCCUGAGGUUCAGGAUGUGCUCGAUGAAGUGGGUCAACCAGCGAUACCUUUGAGUGUAAUAUCAAAAGCUGCUGAAAUUCAUCUUCUACAUGCUGUCGAUAAAGUUCUUCUAGGGAAUAGGUGGUUACGAAAAGCAACAGGAAUUCAACCUAAGUUUCCUUACAUGGUUGACUCAUUUGAAAAGAGGAGCGCAGCUUCUUUCCAGAGAGCAUGCAGGAUUUCCAGUUUUGUUAAUAAAUCUCAGUUGGAGGCUAAUGAUAACCAACUACAGUGCAUCAGCAGUUCAGCAGUGGAGGAAGCAGAUAAUGUCUCUAAUAAAAAACAACUAGGGCUGGAUCUGCGGCUCCCUUUUGGGGGUUGGUUGAGUCCUGCAUGGAGUAAAGGACAGAAGCAGCAGAUAAUACAAGAUAAAAGGGAAUACAGAGAACUACAUCCAUCACCUUUGCUUCCAAAGAUUACUAUGGUUGGUGUCUCAAUGGGUGAGGCUGGGAAGGUGAACAAAGCCACUUUGAAGAAGACAAUGGAAGAUUUGACGAAAGAACUGGAAUGUACAGAUCAGAAAAAUUUGUCUGGGAAUAAUGUUGAUGAAAUAACAUUUGAGGAGAGGGAUCCUCUAUUCGUAGCUAAUGUUGGUGAUUAUCUUUCUAGUGCAGCAAAGGGAGGUUCAGCUCGAUGGGUUCGAGGAGGAGCCCUUUAAGCAAUCUCAGGCCAAGUUUUUGUUCCUCCUCAAUUAGCUGCUUACAUGUAAUACAGGAAAACGUAACUUAGUUUGCCACUGCUUGGCUUUACAACUAGUAGCUAGUGACGUGUUAGUUGUCUCAGGUUUUAGCUGAAGGAAAUGGCCUUUUUUUGCAUCAAUUGGUUACAAUAGGUCAAUAGUGGUUUAAAGGGAGGACGAAAAUUAUGUAUGUACUCGAGAUUUUGAUCCCAGCAUCAGUUGUAGUAUAUAGAUUGUUGUACCAAUGUAUACUUUUUAUUUUUCAGCAGUUAAACUGCUGAGUGUCUUAGUGUACUUCAAUACUCAAAGAUGUAAAGGAUAGUGAUACUUUGAUCUGCCAUACACUCUAAAACUGCGAGACAUUAAUCAUAGUACUAUGCUAGAAAUGCA
This is a messenger RNA of Nicotiana tabacum (common tobacco), 2011 nucleotides long. RefSeq lists its product as uncharacterized. Lineage: Eukaryota; Viridiplantae; Streptophyta; Magnoliopsida; Solanales; Solanaceae. The record is from RefSeq and is a predicted model, not a curated record. Gene Ontology annotation, biological process: protein transport.